Messenger RNA from Anolis sagrei ordinatus, 1833 nucleotides. It is a transcript of the gene SOX7, whose product is annotated as SRY-box transcription factor 7. NCBI's taxonomy places the organism in Eukaryota, Metazoa, Chordata, Lepidosauria, Squamata, Anolidae. Gene Ontology annotation, biological process: regulation of DNA-templated transcription; cell differentiation; anatomical structure morphogenesis. The record is from RefSeq and is a predicted model, not a curated record. Gene Ontology annotation, molecular function: DNA-binding transcription factor activity, RNA polymerase II-specific; RNA polymerase II cis-regulatory region sequence-specific DNA binding.
CGCCUCUGCCCGUCUCUCUCUCUCUCUCGUUUCCCUCCGCAUGGCUUCGCGGCUGGGCUCUUGCGGCUGGGAGAGGCUGGAGAUGCCCGGAGAAGAAGGGCAAGGCCUCGGCCGAGGAGGAGGAGGAGGAGGAGGCGAGAAGGCUGCGGCGGAGAGCCGGAUCCGUCGCCCCAUGAACGCCUUCAUGGUCUGGGCCAAGGACGAGAGGAAGCGCCUGGCCGCACAGAACCCGGACCUGCACAACGCCGAGCUCAGCAAGAUGCUGGGCAAAUCCUGGAAAUCUCUAACUCCGUCCCAGAAGAGGCCCUAUGUCGAAGAGGCGGAGCGGCUGCGUGUCCAGCACAUGCACGACUACCCAACCUACAAAUACCGCCCGAGAAGAAAGAAACAAGUCAAACGGAUCUGUAAGCGGGUGGAUCCUGGUUUCCUGCUGGGCAACCUCUCCAGGGAUCAAGACCCUUUGCUAGAGAAGAGGGCGUGCGGCCGGGCAGCGGGUGAGAAAGAUGGCCAGAUUGAAUAUUCUCCCACUUCGGUGUUGCCGAGCCUUGGGCGGUACCGGGAGGCACCGGUUGGAAGCGGCAACCUCGGUGCUCACAUGGACAGCUACCCGUAUGGCUUGCCCACGCCACCGGAGAUGUCUCCGUUGGAUGUGAUUGACCCGGAGCAAAGCUUCUUCUCCACCCCUUGCUCUGAAGACCCUCAUCGACCCCACAUGCCUGGAGCCCCCUACUCUCUGGAAUACAACACCAGCCCUCUCCAGUGUAACCGGCCUCUAACCCACAUGCCUUCGUCCUCUAUCCAUCCUGCUCCAUCGAGCUGCUCGGGAAAUUCAGGAAAUUAUUACUCACCUGUUUUCCACCCCGCUCUCCAGACCCCCGCUCUCCAGGCCCACCUCGGCCAGCUUUCUCCUCCCCCAGAGCACCAGAACUUCGACACCCUGGACCCCUUGAGCCAAGACGACUUACUGGAGGAAAUGGAUCGCGACGAGUUCGACCAGUAUCUCAACGCACCCGGAGGACACCCGGAGCCUAGCGGGCUGCUCAUCAGUGGACACGUCCAGGUCUCCCAGGUGGCCGGAGGGGCACUAGUUGCUUCUAUCUCCUCAGCCCCGUCCACCUCGUCCGAGGCCAGUCUCAUUUCGGUCCUUGCAGAUGCGACAGCGACCUACUACAACAACUAUGGCGUUCCCUAGGCCGGAGAGAGGCCAAACCAUCCCCAUGGACCAAUGGUGGAAAGACUGGACUAUGCUAUGUGACCAAAAAGACAGACGGUGGACAUCUCCAAUCUCUCUCGCCUCCUCUCCUCAGGGUUGCCCCAUUGUUUUGGAGCGGACCUUUGGCUAAGUCGUCAUUAUAAUUUAUCUAAGUCAUUGCUAUCAUUUGUCAAAUCCCUCCCACCCUAAUCUUGACUUCAGAAUGAUAGUUUUCUCUUACCGGCAAGGACAAUGCAAGGGUUGACUUUUCGCUUUGUGGCUGGGAUGGCAGAGAAAACUCCGGUUCAGCUGGGCAGGUAUAUAUUUUGCUGCGAUAGGACUGUAAAACACCAUAGUUAGCAACUGAUCUUGUACCUUGAAAUUCGUAUAUUUGGGUGAGAAAGGAGUCUAUGGUUCUGAGACUAGUAAACAAAAUGGAUGGCAAAACAUGUGGUAAGCUUGACUGCUGGGAGCGCACUCUUCCAACUCCCUUGCCUCCAGAAAAGAUGCCAACUGUCCAUUUCUACCUUUGAGACGGCAGUGAUUCUGCUCAUUCGGUUGCAAGACAGAAGCAGGCAGGUGGCAUCCUCAUCAGUUCAGAGAAGCUAGUUUGAAUCCAUAAUUCAGUGUUUCUCAACCUU